AUGGGAACCAACGGCACGCCCUCGACGGGCUCGCCCACGGUCCGCCGCCCUCCGACGACCAAGGUUUCCCCUACAGAGGAUACUCGCAAGAUUUCCUCUUCUAGAGAGGACGCGACUGUCAAGGCUCUCGCACAUCUUUGCGUCACUAAUGAUGAUCUUGCAUCUGUCCACAAUCAGAAGCAGUCGGCCAUCUCCAACAAGGAGAAUCGAAGCAUUGUGACCGAGCUAGAUGAGGAGCCCAAUCCCUUGGUUGACGGCUUGCUCAAGCACAUCAAAAACAACAGCGAAACCCGCCACCCUAUGCCCCGCAAGCCCAUUGGUUUCAUGACUGCCAAUGACGCUGGUACUAAUUCACUGCCCCCAACGCCCGCCGUCGAGAAUAUUUCAACUGCUGCUGCCAACGUUCGACCUGCCAGCACCAAUGCCAAGGACAAUCUUGUUAUAGAUGAUGAGGUUGCCCGUCUCCAGCAGCAGCUAGCAGCCGCUCAAAGCAAGAUCUUCCAGCUUGAGGGAACAAGCCAGAUCCGAGACUCCAACAUUGGCAAUAUGCGGGCUUCGCCUCUCGAGUCCAAAUACGAGGAUGGCGCUUCCAGACUUUCCGACACUGGUGCUUUGCAACUUGUCAACAGCAGCUCUUGGCCCGGAUUCGAUGAAAACAGAUCCGAAAACAGCGAGACGCUCUCUGCGAACGGCUUCACUCGCACACGUCACAUUUGGAACGGUGCCAAGCCUAACCAGCCGUUAGGAGGAGGUAUGUCUGGAACCGAGAUCCCAGGCACUGCCAACCCCUGGGCUUCUCGAGGAGGCAACUCGAUGUUGGUUGAAUCAGGUAUGCCCUACCACCCUGCUUCAGGUUCGGAGCCCUACAGAGCUUCUGAUCGUGUUUCUCCCGAUUACGACAUGGCCAUUCGGGGCCCCAACAACCGUCGCAGUGGUCGCUUUGAUCGUUUUGGUGGCUUCUCGGCUUACGGAAAUCAAGGUCCAUAUGGUGGAGGCAGUAACUACAACAAUCAGUAUGGCCAAGGUCCCUUUGAAGGCGGACCAAACCAGAAUGGCCAAUACGCCAUCACUGCAGCGCCUUUCCCCAACCAUCAGCCCGGCGCCAUUGGUACUGCCUUGUCCCCGCUGGCUACUGAGUUCACUUCUGGAAAUGGCCACUGGAAGCAGGAGCCCACAGUCUCGGAAGGUCCUACCUAUCUGCCUACUACUGAGCCCCUGAACUACCGUCGCCUACUUGAUCGCAAUGUCAAUUGCAACUGGAAGUACAUUGUUGACAAGAUUGUCUGCAAUAACGAUCAACAAGCAUCCAUCUUUCUCCAGCAGAAGCUUAAGGUUGGUACGCCCGACCAAAAGUACGAGAUUGUAGAUGCAAUAAUCCUCCAAUCCCAUCCCUUGAUGGUCAACCGCUUUGGCAACUUUCUUGUCCAGCGUUGCUUUGAGCACGGCACUCCAGAACAGGUGAUCAAGAUUGCCGAGUCCAUCCGUGGAAACACUCUAAGUCUUUCUAUGGAUCCCUUUGGCUGUCAUGUGGUUCAAAAGGCAUUCGACUCGGUCCCCGAGGACUACAAGGCCGUUAUGGUCCACGAGCUUCUUCGCCGCAUUCCCGAGACUAUCAUUCAUCGGUAUGCCUGCCACGUCUGGCAGAAGCUGUUUGAGCUUCGUUGGUCAGAGUCCCCGCCGCAGAUCAUGAAGUACGUCAAUGAGUCUCUGCGUGGCAUGUGGCACGAGGUUGCUCUCGGAGAGACUGGCAGUCUGGUUGUUCAAAACAUUUUUGAGAACUGCCUCGAGGAUGACAAGCGCCCGUGCAUUGAGGAGGUUCUUGCCAACAUUGACAUUGUCGCCCACGGCCAAUUCGGCAAUUGGUGUAUUCAGCACAUCUGUGAGCAUGGCGCUCCCGCCGAUCGCAGUCGUGCCAUUGAUCACGUUAUCCGAUAUGCCGCAGAGUAUAGUAUGGACCAGUACGCUUCCAAGGUAGUCGAGAAGUGUCUGAAGAUUGGAGGUGGUGAUUUCCUGGGCCGCUACCUUGACCGUGUUUGCGAGGGACGAGUCGACCGACCCCGUAUCCCCCUGAUCGACAUCGCCAGCGAUCAGUAUGGCAACUACUUGAUCCAGUGGGUCCUCACCCAGGGAAACCCUCAGCAUCGCGAGAUUGUUGCUGCUCACAUUCGCAAACACAUGGUGUCGCUUCGCGGAUCCAAGUUUGGAUCUCGUGUCGGCAUGUUGUGUACCAACCCUGCCAUCGCAACUCGUCCCGGUCCCGGUAUCAAUCCCAACCUUGGACGCCUGCCUGGACCUCGAUAUGGCCGCCCUUAUCCUUAG
Messenger RNA from Pestalotiopsis fici W106-1, 2319 nucleotides. RefSeq lists its product as uncharacterized. Lineage: Eukaryota; Fungi; Ascomycota; Sordariomycetes; Amphisphaeriales; Sporocadaceae. The record is from RefSeq and is a predicted model, not a curated record. Gene Ontology annotation, molecular function: mRNA 3'-UTR binding. Gene Ontology annotation, cellular component: cytoplasm. Gene Ontology annotation, biological process: post-transcriptional regulation of gene expression. The transcript is spliced from 5 exons. The coding region runs from base 1 to 2319 and encodes 772 amino acids.